Molecule: messenger RNA, 957 nt
Organism: Blumeria graminis f. sp. triticale
Lineage: Eukaryota; Fungi; Ascomycota; Leotiomycetes; Helotiales; Erysiphaceae
Source: the annotation of a GenBank genome assembly
AUGCACUGCCUACUCGCCAUUCUUUUGCUAGCUGGAGAUCAAGCACGACCUAAUGACCGCCUGGCCGUCAUGAGUCUCGACCGGAAUAAUGGGUAUUAUGAAAUUUACGACCCGGAAGGAAGACGACAGUUCCGAAAGGUCGAUUUUGGCGGCGAGAUAAUGGUGGCUGGGAGUGCGACCAACGGGCCCGGCACAUACAUGGCAAUCUAUUGCUCUCCAUCACUAAGUCUGGGAAGUUUAGGGAGUUAUAUUACGCAAAACACGAGACAUCUGGAAGAUAGAUCUAAGUUUGGCUUUCACCAGGAUAUUUCGAAAGAACGAAAUUGUCUCCAACUUGCCAAGGAUAAACUCAAAAAUCUAUCGAGUGGUGAGGGCAUCUAUAUUCGUAGGCUCCUGCACAUAGAGGAUUGCAGUAAGAGUGUAAUUUACAGUUUGGCUUUUCAGGGAAACUUCAAUAUCAAAAAUCUCCAAGAUGUAGCCCUCACGCCUGGAAGGCAAUUCCUUGGGAUAAUUUUCAUUUAUAAUCUAUUUGCAAUGUCCGAUGUGGUACUGGACGGUAAAGUUCUUCUGCCAACGGAAAGCCAAGGUUUGCAAGGCGUGCUAGCUUGGUAUCAGGGCCAUUUAAAUGUAUUCCAGAAGAGCAAGCAGAGCACUAUUUGGGACCCGAUAAAGCGAUCGUUGCACGACGACAACGACUAUCACUAUAUCAUCGACUUCUUGUCCAACCAUAUUGCCGAGAUUGACAGGAUUAGGUCUGCACUGGAGUCAGCCGGCCCUGCAACUGGGUCACCAUCAUCCGGUCAACAACGACUUGAGAACAAAAGCAAUCUUGAAAUAGAACAAGAGAUCAAGCAGCAACUUGGGCUUCUUGCGACCAAAAAUUUGCGAUUUCCUGAAUCACGUGCUAAUGGAUUAGUUGGUCCAUUUAAGGAUAGGACUGAAGACAAACAAUGCUAA